Caenorhabditis bovis is the source of this 3594-nucleotide messenger RNA. NCBI's taxonomy places the organism in Eukaryota, Metazoa, Nematoda, Chromadorea, Rhabditida, Rhabditidae. The record is from the annotation of a GenBank genome assembly.
AUGGCGGCAAAAUGGAGAUAUUAUAAUGUGAAACGCGGUGGCAAUUUCUUUCAAGGACGCAGGAAAAGAGGAUCAUUUCUAUCAAAUUUUAUUCCUCGAAAUAGCAUUCAAGAAAGGAAUAAUCAAGAAGAUCGAGUGGAAUUAAACGAAAAAGACUAUAGAGAUGAAACUGUAUUGAGCAUUUCUUACGGAAUGAAUUUAUUGGGCGCGGCUGUGUAUGAACAGUCCACUCAAUAUCUCAGAGUUAUGCACGAUAUUUCCGAAGAUGACCAAUUUGAAUAUGUUUUCAAAUUGAUUGAGACCGUAAAUCCUACAAUUAUUUUAAUCAGCAGCAACGUCGACCUAAAGCUUCAAAGGAUUCUUUCUGAUAAAUAUGGUGGAAGAAUCGAUGAAAAAGGAAAUACAGAGUUUAUACCAAGAUGGAAUCCAAAAACAAAUGAAGAAUCAGACGAAGGAAAUAAUGAAACAACUAUGCAAAAUGAUGAGGAAUCAGACUCUGAAGUUGAAUAUGAGGGUGAUAAGGUCAAACUCGUCAAAAUGGGAAGCAAUUUAUACAGAUUUGAUAAAUGCAUGAACCGAAUUUCCGAACUUAUAAAUGCGGAAGACCCUUCAAUCAGUUCAGAGGAGCAAAAAUUGAUAGUUCAGUUUCGAAUUGACGCGAAUUCAUUCAAUAUGGUGAAAUCACUUGGAGCAAUUCUUUUCUAUUUGGAUGAUUCGAGAUUGGGAGUGGAAAAUGCUCCGUUAAAUGUUCGAGUUCCCGUGAAAGCAAUUAAAACAUUUGUGCUGGAAAGUAUGGUCGAAAUGGACUUGAAUUCAUUUAGAGCCCUUGAUAUCCUUCCAUUGGGAAAAGAGGCAAAGGCUCGAGGAGCUGUUUCACUUUUCGACUUGUGCAAUAAAUGUAAAUCAACGAUAGGAAAGAAGUGUUUGAAGAAAUGGUUUCGGAACCCCACAAGCAGUAAAAGUGUCUUGAAAAGUCGUCAAAGAUGUAUUCACUUCUUCAUUCAAGAUUGUCAUAUGGACGUCACGGCGAAGAUUCUCAGGCUUCUUGGAAAAGUCAAAUCGCUUGAGCAUAUUUUCAAACGAUUUAAAAAUGGAUCGGCCACAUUAAUUCAUUGGGAAUCAUUCACAAAAACGGUUGCAGCUCUCACGGAAAUCAUUGAAAUCAUUCAAGAAACGCAGCUUAAAAGUGAGUUAUUGGAUGAUGACAUCGAAUUGAAGGAUAUCUCGGAAGCAGUGGUCAUUGCGCGAUCAAUUAUUGACUUUGAUGAAUCGAGGAAUGAGGGCCGAAUUACCAUCUCCACUGGGGUCGAUGAACUACUCGAUGAAUACAAAAUCUCAUUUCAAGCCCUUCCGUCGAUUCUUACAACAAUAGCUGAACAAGAAGCGAUUCGUUUGAAUCUUCCGGAUCAAGAUGCAUGUUCGUGCAUUUAUGUGCCGAUUGUUGGAUAUCUGUUGUCCCUUCCUGGAUCGUUUCCUUUGAAUGAGCAUCCUGAAAUGACAAUGGUGUACCAAACUGAUAGCGAAAUUCGUGUUAAAAAUGAAAUGACAGCCAAACUCGACGAAGAAAUUGGUGACAUUCGAAUGCAAAUUAUCGAUAAGGAAACUGUUAUUAUUCUAAGGCUGAAAAAGAUGAUAAUGAUUCGCCGACGAAAAAUUCUUCAAUGCCAAAAAGUCGCUGCCCAAUUGGAUGCUCUCAUUUCAUUGGCAAUAGUUGCCGGAGAAUACAAUUGGAAAUGCCCAUAUAUUGCCGAUGAGCCGGUCAUUGAGGCUACUGAACUCGUUCAUCCGCUCGUUGUUUCAACAUCCAAGAAGACAUUUGUUCCCAACAAAUUCAUAAGCGGUUUACCGAAUGCGAAAGUGAGUAUUUUGACGGGUCCGAACGCUUGCGGGAAAAGCGUGUAUAUGAAACAAGUCGGCAUUCUUGUUUUCCUGGCGCAUAUUGGAAGUUUUGUUCCUGCAAGAACUGCAAGAAUUGGCCCAGUGGAUAGGAUUGUCACCAGAAUGUUUACUGUGGACAAUGUGCUUGAUGGAAUGUCGACAUUUGCAAAAGACGUUGAACAGGUUGCGAAAGCUCUUCGAAAGUCUUCAAUCAACUCAUUAAUUAUAAUUGACGAAUUUGGAAAAGGAACGAUGACUGAAGUCGGAUUAUCUCUUCUUGCUUCUUGUCUCACACAUUGGAUCAAUAGUGGGCCGGAACGGUGCCCGCAUGUUAUCGUUUCUUCGCAUUUUCAUGCAGUUUUUAAAUAUAUCCCUAUUGAAUCGAGUCUUCUCACUUUCCUAACAUUUCAAGUGAAUAGAUUACCUGGCGGUCGUUUGGAUUAUCUUUUCAAAUUGGUCGAAGGACAUGUUGAUUGUUCGUUUGCGAUGAUGAUUGCCAAAGACGAAGGAAUUCCGUUGGGUGUUGUGGCUCGAGCCUGCGCAAUUUAUGGCGAAUUGAAAAAUGGGAAAGGGUUGAGUGAAGUGAAAACGAAUAUUGAUUCUACGGAAGAUGAUGAAGCUUGUAAGAAUAUGGAAGAAUUAACAUCAACUCCAGCAUCUUCUACAUUUAUUGAAAAAGUUAUUCCGAGAUAUCAAGAAGACGAUUUGGACUUUUUUGCUUCAGAGAGGAAUUUCACUCAAACUCCAAGAGAUCGAAAACUGUCAACCUUUUCCACAGAAGUUGUUCAGCCUUAUUCCGAUUUGUUCAAGACACCAAUGCAUUCUAAUAAAACUCCUGAGAAAAGAAUCUUGUCAUCAAUUGUUUCAAAAAGCAAAACCAAUUCACAAAUUGAAAAAGACAUGCAUCUUUUCUCAUCUCAUUCAGAAAUUACUCCAACGAAAAGAUAUUUCACACCUGCUUCAGCUACAAAAUCUGAACUACACUACAAAGAUGAAGGAACAGAUUUAUUUAAAACUCCACAAUAUUUGAGUCAAUCAUCAAAAAACAAACGCUUUUCAUUUUCGGGUGCGUCUCCGCAAUCUGCUAGUCAAAGCCGAACACCGACAUCUGAGAUUAUCGAUUUCUUCAAAUCACCAACUACGAAAACAUCAUUUACUCCUAGGAAUGGAAUGUCCAAACGGCCGAGUUUUUCUAUAGAUGAGGGACCUUCGGAGAAUUAUCAUGAAGUCAGAUCACCGAUAAUACGAACAUCAUCGUCGAACAGUUUGAAAAGGUCUGCCGAAAAGAAGAAUUCACGAAUCAAAUGCUCACAGGAGACGAGUUUCGGAUUCUCGCCGAUGGAUGUUGAAGAAAGGAAUGAGUCAUUUAAAGAAUCUUCACCAAAUAGCACGCUAUUCGAAAACUCGAUGUUUGCAUCGCCGUGUUCGAAUCAAUCCAGAUUGUCUGACUUUUUUGGUUCACCGCCGGAAAAUCAUGGAUCAUCCGCUUUUGAAGCAACUGGUAAAUUUCAAUUCAAUCCAAACGAGGAGUUUAAUAUUGAAAUGGGCACAACAUCCGCGGAAACAUACAAUUUUGAUAUAAUAACGACUUCUGGUGAAGAUGUUGAUAAAUCGCUGCGCAUCGAUGCCCAGAGUGCUUCAUUUUUUGAAAAUAAUGAAGAGAUCAAUGAUUACAACUUGACCCAAAAGCUUCUCGAAGCGAAAAGCUCUCAAUGA